Messenger RNA from Sphenostylis stenocarpa, 408 nucleotides. The record is from the annotation of a GenBank genome assembly. Lineage: Eukaryota; Viridiplantae; Streptophyta; Magnoliopsida; Fabales; Fabaceae.
AUGGUGAAAUCAUAUGCUGAACCCACAGCAAAUGACAUGUUUCUGUGGGAGGUACCACAACUAUCAUCAACAUUAAUAUCUAUCACAUCUAUGCAAAAGAAAGUAGCCGACGAUAUGCAGCUCCUCCGCGAGCAACAUCAAGUGGAGCUCCAAAUCCUCGAAGACAAACUCAAAACUUUGGUUAAAAAACCACAACAACAUGUACACGAAUCACAAUCCAGUUUUGAAGCUCAGAAACAAACUCAAUCAAUCCAAGACAAAGCAAAGCAAUCAACAUCAAUCGCUGUCGCUAAUAACAAGAAGGUCCAAGUCCAACUUGAAAAAGCAGCGGCCAAAUACCGUGUCUCUCCACAACCUAGUGUUCCUCCCCUUCAACCAUGUAAAGCACUGUCGCGAUUCACAAAGUGA